Messenger RNA from Aspergillus udagawae, 1737 nucleotides. RefSeq names its product peptide MFS transporter. The transcript has 3 exons. The record is from RefSeq and is a predicted model, not a curated record. Bases 1 to 1737 code for a protein of 578 amino acids. Lineage: Eukaryota; Fungi; Ascomycota; Eurotiomycetes; Eurotiales; Aspergillaceae. Gene Ontology annotation, biological process: transmembrane transport. Gene Ontology annotation, cellular component: fungal-type vacuole; plasma membrane. Gene Ontology annotation, molecular function: dipeptide transmembrane transporter activity; tripeptide transmembrane transporter activity.
AUGUCUACCAGAGAUCACGAGGUUGAGGCUACUCAACCUCAUCUGCAGGACAAUGUCGUUUCCCAAGUUGUUCUGGACGAGAAGGACCCGUAUGCCGUGGAAAAGGCUUCCCUAGAGACCCCCGAUGGUGAGGAGCCUACUGCGGAGGAGGCCAAGAACCUCCGUCACAUCGCCGAAAACUUGCCCGUCUCCGCCUGGCUUGUGGCUAUCGUCGAGUUGUGCGAGCGUUUCACCUACUACGGCAUGUCGGGUCUGUUCCAGAACUAUGUGAACAACCCUCUGGACGGUAGCAAGGGUCGCGGUGCUCUCGGUUUGGGUCACCAGGGUGCUACCGGUCUGACUACUUUCUUCCAGUUCUGGUGCUAUGUUACCCCUAUUCUUGGUGCCAUCAUUGCUGAUCAGUACCUCGGAAAAUACAAGACCAUCGUGCUCUUCUGCGGCGUGUACCUGGUCGGUCUCCUGAUCCUGGUCUGCACUUCGAUCCCUACUGCUCUCGAGCACGGUGCUGGUCUUGGCGGUUUCAUUGUCGCCAUUCUGGUCAUCGGUCUGGGAACUGGUGGUAUCAAGAGUAACGUUGCUCCCCUGAUUGCCGAUCAGUACAAGCGCAAGAAGAUGGCUGUCUCGACCACCAAGAAGGGUGAGCGGGUCAUCAUCGAUCCUGCUCUGACCAUCCAGCGUAUCUACAUGAUCUUCUACGGUUGCAUCAACCUCGGCUCUCUGUCUCUGCUGGCUACUCCUUACAUGGAGCGGGACAUUGGCUUCUGGUCCGGAUACCUGCUCUGUCUAUGCAUGUUCGCCUGUGGUACCCUGGUGCUCAUUGUUGGCCGCAAGUACUACGUUGUUCGCCCUCCUCAGGGCUCGAUCAUUACCGAUGCCUUCAAGGCUAUCGGAAUUAUGAUCGCCAACCGCAACAUGGAUGCGCCCAAACCCACCUGGCAGGCUGCCAAUGGUGGCAACAGACCCAACCUGCCUUGGGACGACCACUUUAUCGAUGAGCUCAAGCGUGCUCUGGUUGCUUGCCGUGUCUUCUGCUUCUUCCCCAUCUACUGGGUUGUCUAUGGCCAGUUCUCUGGUAACUUCGUCACCCAGGCCGCGCAGAUGGAAGGCCAUGGUAUUCCCAACGAUCUGAUGCAGAACUUUGAUCCCAUCUCAAUUAUUAUCUUCAUCCCCCUCCUGGAGACCCUGGUCUAUCCUCUGAUGCGCCGGUUCCACAUCCGCUUCCGUCCCAUCACUCGUAUCUCCCUGGGUUUCAUCGUCGCCUCUCUUGCCAUGAUGUACGCCGCUAUUGUGCAGCACCUCAUCUACGCUGCCGGUCCUUGCUACGACAGCCCUCUCUGUGACGCCUCUAAAAUCGACGGCACCGCCCAAGGCAACCAUGUCCACAUUGCCAUCCAGACCCCUGCCUACAUGUUCAUCGGUAUCUCGGAGAUUUUCGCCUCCGUGUCCGGUCUGGAGUACGCCUACACCAAGGCUCCUCCUUCAAUGAAGUCGUUCGUGCAGUCUAUGUAUUUGCUCACCAACGCCUUCGGUUCCGCCCUGGCCGAGGCCUUGACCCCUGCCGCCUUCGACCCCGCCAUCCUGUGGAUGUUCGUCGGUCUGGCCUGCGCUUCGUUCUUGGUCGGUAUUAUCUUCUGGCUCGUGUUCCACCACCUCAACGCCCAGGAGGACGACAUGAACAAGCUCGACGCCGACGACCCGGAUACUCCUCCUCCCCGCGUGCACACGGACAAGAACUAG